AUGUCUAAGAAACGCAAGUAUGAAGAAGAACACAGAGAAUUCAAAUUACAAUGGGAAGAAGAGUUCUUUUUCAUAGAACGAAACAGUAAACCAUUUUGUCUCAUCUGUCAAUCCCAACUAUCACAAUUUAAGACGGAAGAUAAAAAAUUACUAAAUAUGGUUUCAUAUAUUUCAAAUAGUAAGCAUAGUAUGGAAAGACGUAUUUCAAUGUUAAGUGCCGAUAUUUUCUCUAAUUUACAAAAGAAAAUUGCUAAUUGUUCUGAAUUAAGUUUAGCAUUAGAUGAAUCUACUGACAUUCAGGAUAAACCACAGUUCGCUUUUUUUCUCUUGAAGAAAACUACUAGAGGUUGUGAUAUAAAGGAUGCUCUUGACGUAGUACUUCGUAAAGCAGAAGUACCUAUUGCAAAAGUUUUUAGCGUCUCAACUGAUGGCGCACCUAGUAUGACAGGUUGUAAAAAUGGAUUGAUAGGUAUUUUAAAAAGUGAUACUGGUUUUCCAGACUUUAUUCCAAUUCACUGCAUUAUUCAUAGAGAACACCUAACGGCUAAAUAUUUUAAAUAUGAACACGUGAUGAGUGUUGUUCUUAAAAUUGUAAAUUACAUACGUUCAGGUUCAAAGAUACAUCGCCAAUUUAAAAACUUUGUUGAAAGUUUAGAGGAUGAUAUUCCAAAUGAUGUUCCGUGGUCUAAUGAAAAAUACAGAAUUAACCUUUUUGAUGAUCUAGAAGUUCAACCACUAGAUCAAAGUUUAGAGAAUGGAAUGGGAAAUAGUUCAUCAUAUCAAAAGAGAGAUCUUAUGAGCACAGCUGACAAAUUAACUGUAAUUUGUUUUGAUGAAACCUAUAUUUCAAGUAGAAUUUGUUUGGACAAAAAAAAUGAAAGAGUAAUAGGACCACAUAAAUGUGUACAAACGGUUAUAGCACGAGGGUUGGUAAGUAAUUGGAAACAGCCGAUUAUGUAUGGUUAUGAUACCCCAAUGACACAAGAUUUGUUACAUCAAAUUAUUGAGCAACUGCAUAAUGUUGGGUUUAAUGUCAUUGCAAUGGUUAGUGAUAUGGGUUCAUCAAACAUUGGAUUAUGGAAAGCUUUAAACAUAUCUAUAGAGAAUACGUCCUUCAAAGGUUUUGUACUUUCCAAUGGAAAAUAUAUUGGAAAAGGUGUUUUUGAAGAUUUGUUAAAUUUAAACUCUGGCCAAGAUUUUAAAUUGGCUCAUAAAUUCACAAACAAACACCUAUUAGUUGAAGGGACUGGUAGUAUGAAAGUAAAAUUAGCUGCAUAG
Acyrthosiphon pisum (pea aphid) is the source of this 1278-nucleotide messenger RNA. Its product is annotated as general transcription factor II-I repeat domain-containing protein 2-like. The record is from RefSeq and is a predicted model, not a curated record. Lineage: Eukaryota; Metazoa; Arthropoda; Insecta; Hemiptera; Aphididae. The coding region runs from base 1 to 1278 and encodes 425 amino acids. The transcript is spliced from 7 exons.